Notodromas monacha is the source of this 702-nucleotide messenger RNA. NCBI's taxonomy places the organism in Eukaryota, Metazoa, Arthropoda, Ostracoda, Podocopida, Cyprididae. The record is from the annotation of a GenBank genome assembly.
AUGAGUUUGUGGGACGACACCGGGAAGCUUUUGGAGCAAGACUCUCUCGACACCACUGACGAGGAGCUCCGUUUCGCAUGGCACGUGCCAGAGCACAAGCUGCACUACGUCAUUGUCGACGAGGAUGACGACAGCAGAGGAGGUGGUGGCGGCGGCGGCGACUUGAGACGCAAGUCCUACGAGCACCAAACCCGGUUUGCCAGUGAUGGUGGAUACGACGUGACCAGCAGUGGUGGUGUAGGCACGAAGACGAUUGGUGUAAUGCUGGACCAUGAUGAAGAACAGGCGCCACUGUCGUCCCGGCGCCGGAAACGAGCCCAUGGCAGAGUGGCGCCGCCUGUGGAAGGUUAUGGCGUGAAGCGGUCGUCGUCUGCGGCGUCCAAUGGGAGCCCCGUGGGGGUGGAACAUCGUGUCUUGGCCAAUGUGCGCGAAAGACAGCGAACCCAGAACCUGAACGACGCCUUCGCCACGUUGCGCAAAAUCAUCCCGACUCUGCCAUCCGACAAGUUGUCCAAGAUCCAGACCCUGAAACUGGCGUCCCGCUACAUCGACUUCUUGUACCAGCUGCUGGAAAGGCCUGGAACAGAAGCAGAGGAAAUGGCCGUCGAUUCCAGUGGCACCACCGACUACUGGCUCAACCACGAGAACCUCAGUUACGCCUUUUCAGUCUGGCGCAUGGAGGGUGAAUGGCAACAGCGCUGA